Pelobates fuscus (common spadefoot toad) is the source of this 751-nucleotide messenger RNA. RefSeq names its product mitochondrial fission process 1 (gene MTFP1). Bases 112 to 627 code for a protein of 171 amino acids. Gene Ontology annotation, biological process: mitochondrial fission. Gene Ontology annotation, cellular component: mitochondrion. NCBI's taxonomy places the organism in Eukaryota, Metazoa, Chordata, Amphibia, Anura, Pelobatidae. The transcript has 4 exons. The record is from RefSeq and is a predicted model, not a curated record.
UUUUGGAAGGUACUCUCUCUCUCUUGUGCUGUGCUCCGGUUUCCUGUCUGCAGUGACCUUCCUGGGGCUGAUCCCUAUCACAGUGUGUGUACCGCCCCCUUCAGAUCAACCAUGGGACACGACCCCGGCAGCGGCUCGGCUCAGCCAGACCUCUAUAGAGACACGUGGGUGCGAUACCUGGGAUAUGCAAAUGAAGUGGGGGAAUCAUUCCGUGCACUCAUCCCUAAAUCACUAGUUUGGGCUAGUUAUGGAGUGGCCACCGCCUAUGUUACUGCAGAUGCAGCAGAUAAGGGACAGAAGGCAUCAAAGGCCAAUGUGGAUGAUCCUAACAAGACUACUCAUGUCACUGUAGCGGUUAUAGACACCUUCGUAUGGCAAGCUCUUGCCUCUGUGGCCAUUCCAGGAUUUACCAUUAACCGAAUCUGUGCAGCUUCGCUCUACCUCAUGGGAAGGGUAACCAAAUGGCCCCUCCCACUUCGUAAGUGGGCAACCACUGCAGUAGGACUGUCUGCAAUUCCAGUUAUAAUAAAGCCAAUUGACAGGUCUGUGGAUUAUAUGCUUGAUUCCAGCCUCCGGAAACUGUAUAGAACAAACUCAAAGAACACAGAUGAAGCUCGCCCUUCUUGAUUCAGCAUCCUUCAGAAUGGUGUAUAUAGUCUGAUAUGCUUUUGGCCAGCUGGUCUAAGCCAGAUAAUAAGCCCCAUGUUAUGUGAUCAAUUUCUUAUUUUUGUGUACAUUCUGCAUCUUUAAG